Populus nigra (black poplar) is the source of this 6186-nucleotide messenger RNA. RefSeq names its product mediator of RNA polymerase II transcription subunit 14-like. The record is from RefSeq and is a predicted model, not a curated record. The transcript has 8 exons. Bases 308 to 5758 code for a protein of 1816 amino acids. Gene Ontology annotation, cellular component: mediator complex; core mediator complex. Gene Ontology annotation, biological process: regulation of transcription by RNA polymerase II. Lineage: Eukaryota; Viridiplantae; Streptophyta; Magnoliopsida; Malpighiales; Salicaceae. Gene Ontology annotation, molecular function: transcription coregulator activity.
UAAAUAGCAAGCAAAUUAGCAAGCUAACGCUUCUCUCUUCUCUCUGUUCUUCUACAAAGGAAAGGAAAAAAAAGAGAGGGGAGAGCCGAGAAAAGGCCUCGAAUUUCCUUCAGACUCCAAUAAUCUGAGAGAGAACCUUAAAAAAAACACAGAACACAAAAGAAAAAGAAAACAAAACCUGUUUUUUCUGUUUCUGUCUCCAAAAACCCUAGCUUCUUCUAUUAUGCCUUCACAACAGUAAUAGUAAUACGCAGAUCCGGUAAUAAACCAAAAGAAGAAAUAAAGCCCUAACUCUUGAAGACCUGGAAUGGCUGAGUUAGGGCAACAAACUGUGGAAUUCUCGACUCUCGUGAGUCGAGCUGCUGAGGAUUCGUUUCUUUCUUUGAAAGAAUUGGUGGACAAAUCCAAAUCCACCCAACAAUCUGAUUCUGACAAGAAGAUUAGUCUUUUGAAGUACUUGGUUCACACUCAACAGCGUAUGCUUAGACUCAAUGUCCUUGCUAAAUGGUGCCAACAGGUUCCGUUGAUACAAUAUUGUCAGCAACUUCAGUCAACCUUGUCAAGUCAUGAUACUUGUUUUAUCCAAGCCGCAGAUUCUUUAUUUUUCAUGCACGAGGGGCUACAGCAGGCUCGUGCUCCUAGCUAUGAUGUUCCAUCUGCUAUAGAAGUACUCCUAACUGGAUCUUAUGAGCGUUUACCAAAAUGUAUAGAAGAUGUGGGUAUCCAGGGAAAAUUAACUGAGGUUCAGCAGAAGCCAGCUUUGAGAAAGUUGGACACACUUGUGCAAUCCAAGUUACUUGAAGUUUCAUUACCAAAGGAAAUUUCCAAGGUGAAAGUGUCUGAUGGUACUGCAUUGCUUUGUGUGGAUGGAGAAUUUAAAGUUUUAGUUACUCUUGGCUACCGAGGGCACCUUUCAAUGUGGAGGAUACUACAUAUGGAAUUGCUUGUUGGUGAGAGAAGUGGAUCUGUGAAACUGGAAGAAUUGCGACGGCAUGUUCUGGGAGAUGAUUUGGAGCGCAGAAUGGCUGCAGCAGAGAAUCCAUUUACAAUUCUAUAUUCAGUUCUUCAUGAGCUUUGUGUUGCAUUAGUUAUGGAUACUGUUCUAAGGCAAGUACAAGCACUCCGUCAAGGAAGAUGGAAAGAUGUAAUUCGGUUUGAGCUCAUAUCUGAUAGCAGUAGUAGUAAUGCCACUCAGCUAAAUCAAGAUGGAGAAGUUGAUUCAGCUGGUUUACGAACACCAGGUUUGAAAAUUAUAUAUUGGUUAGAUUUGGAUAAAAACUCUAGUACAUCCGACUCGGGGAUUUGCCCAUUUAUAAAAAUUGAACCAGGACCCGAUCUACAGAUAAAAUGUAUUCAUAGCACUUUUGUUAUAGAUCCUCUAAAUGGAAGGGGGGCGGAAUUCUCCCUUGACCAGAGCUGCAUCGAUGUUGAGAAGUUGCUUCUCAGAGCAAUAUGUUGUAAUAGAUAUACUCGUUUGCUUGAAAUUCAGAAAGAGCUGGGAAAAAAUGUUCAGAUCUGCCGUGCUGCAGGUGAUGUUUUUCUUCAGUUCCACAUGGAUGAACCUGAUGUUGACCAUAAAAAGAAAGAAACUAAGUCUGAUGGUGGGGAUCAAGAGGGGCAGGAAGUACUGCAUGUUCGUGCCUAUGGAUCAUCGUUUUUUACCCUUGGAAUAAAUAUAAGGAAUGGCCGUUUUCUCCUCCGAUCAUCCCAAAAUAUAAUUACACCUUCAGUGCUGAUAGAUUUUGAAGAAGCUUUAAAUCAAGGAAGCAUAACUGCAGCUGAAGUUUUCAUUAGUUUGAGGAGCAAAAGUAUCUUGCAGUUAUUUGCAUCUAUUGGCAGGUUCUUGGGUCUCGAGGUAUAUGAACAUGGUUUUGCUGCAGUGAAAGUACCUAAAAACCUUUUGAAUGGUUCAACUAUGCUGCUAAUGGGGUUCCCAGACUGUGGGAAUUUGUAUUUUCUGUUGGCACAACUUGAUAAGGAUUUCAAACCUCUGUUUAAGUUGCUGGAGACACAACCAGAUCCAUCUGGAAAAGUUCAUUCUUCUAGUGACUCAACUGCUGUAAUGCGCAUGAAGAAGAUCGACAUUAACCAGAUGCAGAUGCUUGAAGAUGAUCUGAGUAUUGUUGACCUGGGAAAAUUGAAUCGCCUUUUGCCUAAUGCCUCUCCUUAUAACCAGACGUCCGAACAUGGUCUUCUAUCUGAAUUCCGUCUAGAGGGUCCCAUGCCAAUUGCAGGAUGUCCUCCAUCAAGUUUUUCAUCCGUUGUUGAUGAAGUGUUUGAACUUGAGAAAGGGGCAUCUGCACCUUCAUUCCCACUUCAGAAUGUUACCUCAUUCAAUGCAUCUCCUGCUUCUCAUUUUGGCUCUGUUCCGACAAAUCUUCAUACUAUUAAAGCUGGAACUCCUUCUCCUAAGUGGGAAGCAGGCAUGCAGGGGUCGCAAGUUAACAGUGUUGCAAAAGUGUCAAGUGUGGCCUCUCACUUUAACGGAUCCUUGUAUCCAUCAAAUAACCUGAAGGGACCUGUGCAUUCCAGUUCAUUCAGUUCACUAUCUUGUGGUCUAGGAAGGACCACAGCUGUGAAAAUAUUAUCAGCUUCAAAAUCUGAUCAGGAUUUGUCUUCUCUUAGAUCUCAACAUCUGGUUGAGGUUGGCACUAAUUCCGCAAUGGACGAUGAUCAUCUAAGACUGCCGAAUGAUGCAUCAAAGGAUGCACUAUCUGGGAUUAGGCCCUCUCGAUUGUCAUCUCCAUCUCGACCAACGGGCUCUCGAAUUUCAGCAUCAAAUGUGAAACCUAUUGGAGCCAGAAGCUCACCAGCUGGGUCUGUGGUCAGAGUUGCUGGAUCAAGCCCAUUAGCUACAACUUCCGUAUCCCAUACAGCAGGAGAUACUGCAAUAUCUCUGGGCUCUAGUCAUGGUGUAUCCAUACAUGAAAAAAAUCCAAGAAAGCGUACAGUUUUAGACAUGUUGAGCAUGAUUCCAUCUCUCCAAGAUAUAGAUGCUAAAGCAGGAUUUUCUAAGAGAAGAAGAACCUCAGAAUCAGCUCACUUUCAGAAGGUUUCUUCACAGAUGCUUGUAUCAUCAGAAAUGGUCUAUAAAAAUAAUAGAUACAGCUAUGGGAACCUUAUCGCGGAAGCAAAUAAAGGGAAUUCACCUUCAAGCAUUUAUGUCUCUGCUCUUCUUCACAUGGUUAGACAUUGCUCACUUUCCAUUAAGCAUGCUAGACUAACUAGCCAGAUGGACGACUUGGACAUUCCAUAUGUUGAAGAAGUGGGUCUAAGAAGUGCAUCCUCAAAUAUAUGGUUCCGACUUCCACUUGCGCGAGGCGAUUCAUGGCAACAUAUUUGCUUGCGUCUUGGCAGACCUGGAAGCAUGCAUUGGGAUGUCAAAAUAAAUGAUCAGCACUUCAGGGAUUUGUGGGAACUUCAGAAGGGAAGCAGUGGCACUCCCUGGGGUUCUGGGGUCCAUAUUGCGAAUGCAUCUGAUGUGGAUUCCCAUAUUCGUUACGAUCCAGAUGGCGUUGUCCUGAGUUACCAGUCUGUUGAGUCUGAUAGUAUAAAGAAGCUAGUGGCAGAUAUUCAAAGGCUUUCUAAUGCUAGAAUGUUUGCUCUUGGAAUGCGUAAGCUGCUUGGAGUAAGAGCUGAUGAGAAACUAGAGGAAAGCAGUGCAAACUCUGAUCUUAAAGUGCCCAUUGGAGGAAAAAAUGCUCCUGAGGGAGCUGAUAAGUUGUUUGAACAGAUGAGGAGAGCAUUUAGAAUUGAGGCAGUUGGACUGAUGAGUUUGUGGUUUAGCUUUGGUUCAGGUGUUCUAGCUCGUUUUGUUGUUGAGUGGGAAUCGGGUAAAGAAGGGUGCACAUUGCAUGUUUUACCUGACCAACUUUGGCCUCAUACUAAGUUCCUGGAAGAUUUUAUAAAUGGGGCUGAAGUUGCAUCCCUGUUGGAUUGCAUUCGCCUAACUGCUGGACCCCUGCAUGCUCUUGCUGCUGCUACUCGCCCUGCAAGAGCUGGUCCUGCUCCAGCUGUUCCAGGUGCAACAGCAACUGUUGCUUCUAUGCCAAAACAGGCAGGGUACAUCCAAUCCCAGGGACUCUUGCCCAGCAGUUUGGUGAAUAAUAUUAGCCAGCCAACUUCUGGCCCUUUAAGCAAUGUUUCUUGUAGCACUGGACCUCUUGGGAAUCACAACCCACAUAAUGUUGCAAUGUUAGCUGCUACUGGUCGAGGUGGCCCUGGCAUUGUUCCCAGCUCACUGUUGCCAAUUGAUGUCUCUGUUGUACUACGAGGCCCCUACUGGAUCCGGAUUAUAUACCGGAAGCAUUUUGCAGUUGAUAUGCGUUGCUUUGCUGGAGAUCAGGUUUGGUUGCAACCAGCAACACCACCUAAGGGAGGUCCUUCAGUUGGAGGAUCAUUACCCUGUCCACAGUUUCGCCCUUUCAUCAUGGAGCAUGUUGCCCAAGAACUGAAUGGAUUAGAUCCUGGCUUUGCUGGUGGUCAGCAGACAGUUGGACUGGGAAAUUCUAACAAUCCUAACCCAAGUUCAUGUUCUCAACUAUCAAGUGUUAAUGGAAAUAGAGUUAACCUUCCUAAUUCUUCAGCAACAUCCAGGGCAGCAAAUCAAGUGGCUGCAUUGAAUCGUGUUGGAAAUGCUGUUCCGGGAUCAUCAAAUUUGGCUGUCCUAAGCUCAGGAUUGCCCAUACGCAGAUCCCCAGGUGUUGGUGUCCCUGCCCAUGUUAGAGGAGAGCUGAAUACAGCCAUUAUCGGUCUUGGUGAUGAUGGAGGGUAUGGAGGUGGAUGGGUUCCUCUUGUUGCUCUUAAGAAGGUUCUAAGAGGCAUUCUUAAAUACCUUGGAGUGCUGUGGCUUUUUGCUCAAUUACCUGGCCUUUUGAAAGAGAUCCUAGGGUCAAUUUUGAAGGAAAAUGAAGGUGCGCUCUUGAAUUUGGACCAGGAACAGCCAGCCUUGCGCUUCUUUGUGGGGGGCUAUGUGUUUGCUGUAAGUGUCCACAGAGUUCAACUUCUUCUUCAAGUACUUAGCGUCAAGCGCUUUCAUCAUCAACAGCAGCAACAGCAGCAACAAAAUAAUGCAGCUGCUCAAGAAGAACUGACUCAAUCUGAAAUUGGAGAAAUAUGCGACUAUUUCAGUCGCCGGGUAGCAUCAGAGCCCUAUGAUGCUUCUCGUGUCGCAUCAUUCAUUACCUUUCUCACUCUACCCAUAUCAGUUUUAAAAGAAUUUUUAAAAUUAAUUGCAUGGAAGAAAGGAUUGGCUCAGGCACAAGGUGGGGAGAUGGCACCUGGACAAAAACCCCGAAUUGAAUUAUGCCUUGAAAAUCAUACGGGGUUAAAUGUGGCUGAGAAUUCAUCUGCUGCAAAAAGCAAUAUCCAUUAUGAUCGGCCCCAUAAUUCUGUUGAUUUUGCACUGACUGUUGUCCUUGAUCCUGCUCACAUACCUCACAUUAAUGCUGCGGGUGGUGCUGCCUGGUUACCCUACUGUGUCUCAGUGAGGUUGAGAUACUUGUUUGGUGAAACCAUGAAUGUGUCUUUCCUUGGCAUGGAAGGAAGCCACGGCGGCCGAGCUUGCUGGUCACAUGUUGAUGACUGGGAGAAAAGUAAACAGAGGGUGGCUCGAACUGUGGAAGUGCAUGGAUCUUCGACAGGAGAUGCCCAAGGAAGGUUGAGAGUAGUUGCAGAAAGUGUGCAAAAAAACCUGCAUAUGUGCCUCCAAGGGUUGAGAGAUGGCAGUGGAGUUACUGCAAGCUCUGGGACAACGUGAUUAGAUAGGUUUACUGCUUGCAACAUCAAUCUUUGAAUUAUUUGCAAUAUCUGGAAUGAGGAAAGUAGAUAGGGCCUUGCAUUGAUGCGAAAGAAGGUCAAAUGAUGGUAACAAGUUCUGUUGAAGAUACAGAUGACCGUGCAGGACUUUUUGACUCGUUUAAAUAGCUGAUCCAGUGUUCUGAUGAUUAGGAUGUAAAUUAUUUUUGCAGAUACCGGUAUUGUAGCGGCUGUUUUCCUCUGUACAGAAAUCAUAGUUGCUGAGUAGACAAACUUCGUGACUGUUGUAUACCCUCUUAAGGGCAUUCCGAAGGUGUCUAAGAUUGUUUUCAGACUGUUCGAGGGCAUUAUUUUUAUGUAUAUGUUGACACUUGUCCAUGUUCCCACUUUUAUAAAUCUCUUGCCGGCAGGGAAGUCGCUCCAUUUAAA